AUGGCCCGUAAUCUUCUGUUGCUUUGUCUCGCCUUCUUUGUCACGCUUUCGACAGCACUCAGUUCUCCAAUCGGAGUAUGCUAUGGAAUGCUAGGUAACGACUUGCCACCACCAACAGAAGUAAUCAACAUGUACAAACUGAAUCAAAUCGGUCUAAUGAGACUCUACGAUCCAAACCACGAAGCGCUCGAGGCCCUUCGUGGUUCUGGCAUUAACGUCGUAGUUGGAGUUCGUAAUGAUGAACUUCAACAACUUGCAAGCACUGAAUCCGCUGCUGGGGACUGGGUAGCAGCUUACAUUCGUCCUUAUUGGCCGCAAGUCAAUUUUCGAUACAUAGCCGUUGGGAACGAGGUCAUCCCAGGAGAGGUUGCAAAAUACGUCCUCCCAGCAAUGCAAAACUUGCACAAUGCAUUGAGCUCCUGGGUUCUUAACUCUAUUGAGCAAAUAAAGGUCUCGACCGCAGUUGCAAUGUCGGUACUGGGUGAGUCUUACCCUCCCUCGGCCGCAACAUUUUCUCAGGACACCGCGGAGUAUAUGGUUCCGAUCGCACGAUACUUGAACAACAUUGGUGCACCGUUGCUAGUCAAUGUGUACCCUUACUUUACCUACGUUGAAAACCCUAGCGACGUUUCACUACCUUAUGCAUUGUUCGCUUCCGAAAACGCUGUAGUGACAGAUGAUGGUCUGAGUUAUUACAACCUGUUUGAUGCCAUGGUGGAUGCGGUUUAUGCAUCGUUGGAGAAAGCAGGCGCACCCCAAGUCCGAGUGGUGGUGUCCGAGACGGGCUGGCCCUCCGGCGGGAAUGGGAACGUGACAACACCAAGCACUGCGCAAAAAUACAACUCUAACCUAAUUAGGCACGUCCUGUCGUCACAUGGCACUCCAAGGCGGCCGGGAAAGUCCGUCGAGACUUACUUGUUUGCCAUGUUUAACGAGAACAUGAAAUCUGGUGAAGCAGUGGAGCGACAAUGGGGUCUGUUUUAUCCGAACAAGAGACCCGUUUAUCCUAUCAAUUUUGAAGAACAAAGGCUGGAGCCGGUACAAAGGAUGGAGCCGUAUGUAAUUCGUCUCCAAAUAAUGUAA
Malus domestica (apple) is the source of this 1083-nucleotide messenger RNA. Its product is annotated as glucan endo-1,3-beta-glucosidase-like. Gene Ontology annotation, molecular function: hydrolase activity, hydrolyzing O-glycosyl compounds. Gene Ontology annotation, biological process: carbohydrate metabolic process. Lineage: Eukaryota; Viridiplantae; Streptophyta; Magnoliopsida; Rosales; Rosaceae. The record is from RefSeq and is a predicted model, not a curated record. Gene Ontology annotation, cellular component: plasma membrane.